AUGCGUGACCUCGCUUCACAACACACGUAACACUUUUAUUUGCGUACCCUCGAAGCGUCAUGUCUACGUGUGGAUUUGACUACGAGUUCGUUGCGAAAGUGCCUAGAGAAUAUAUAUGUCCAAUAUGUGAAUGUCCUAUGCGGGGACCGGUGCAGACGAAAUGUGGCCACAGAUUUUGCAAGCGGUGUCUAACAAAGGCGAUGAAAAGCAAAAGAGAAUGUCCCAUUGACCGCCAAUCUCUUGAUUUACGUUUUAAACAGGACAUAUAUCCAGAUGUUGCCACUGAGAGGACCAUUUUGGAUUUAUGUGUGAAAUGCCGUAACGAAAAAAAUGGCUGUAAAUGGACUGGAGAACUCAGAAAUAUAGCGGAACAUGAAUCUAAGUGCAGUUUUGUAGGGGUUAAAUGCACUAACAAAGAUUGUGAAGCUACUCCCUUGAAAAAAGAUCUGAAUUAUCAUGCAACAAAGGAAUGUCCAAAGAGGAAUGUAGAGUGUCACUACUGUAAAAUUUUCUUUGUUUGGUGCAAUAAACAGGGACAUUUGGACGUGUGUACGAAGUAUCCGAUGGUUUGUCUUCAAAAAUGUGGUGAACUCAAAAUUCCAAGAGACAAGAUGAAUGAUCACAUUGAAGAAAACUGUCCCCAUACCAAGGUGGAGUGCACAUUUGCUUAUAUUGGUUGCAAAAUAAAGGUCCAAAGGAAAUCCAUCUCAGAUCACCUAAGGAAAUGUACUGAAUCCCAUCUAGAGUUGGCUUGUGGGAGGCUUCAGGAACUUCAGGUGUCAUCAACUGCGAUUACUGCCACUGUUGAAAGAAUGCAAGCUGAAAUGGUGAAAGCCUCGAAAAAGAUCGAGGAAUUAUCAAAUGCAGCUCAGAAAAGCGAGGGAGUUCAAGAUCUACAUGAAAAGAUUACUCUAACAAAUAAGAAAUUGAAAGAACUACAAACUAAAAAGGAUGUCUUUGAACUUACCUCUGGACUUGAGGCUGUGCGUGCUGAAGUUGGUGUCAUUAGGACACAAAUGGAGGCGCUCUCCGAAAAAGACAAAAAGUUGGUGGAACUCCGUGAGGCAGUCAUUAGUUUGCAAAAGAAAAUCCAAAAAAUUGACAGCCAGCAAGUGUCACAUGGAGACGUGUCCAAAAUCAAAACAAAACUCCAAAACCUCCAAAAAGCAUUUACUAGUUUGGAAAAUCAAACAAGUAGCAAUGUUGAAAUUGUGAGGGAACAAAUCGACUCUGUCCAGUGGAAGAUCCAUGCAACUGUUUGGUCGGAUAGGAAACAAAAUCAAUCCCGUUUGGACGAAACUGUUAAAGAUUAUUCUGCUAGACUGGAUCAAAUGAAACACUUCAUUGUUUGUGUCGUCAUCGUAGGUAUGUGUUUCCUUCACUCGAUUUCGAUCUCAUCAUUUUCAAGCAAAGAGGAAUUGAAAGUUCUUCAGGCUUCAAGUGCAGAGAUCAAGCAGUUUGUAUUUGAAAACACACUUUCUCAAAGAUGAGUCAGCAUGCCAAAGCAUCAAGUUUUUUUGGUCGUUCUCCAACUUCAGGUCGCGUUUUGAGAAAGCGAUCGCUGCUUCACAGCGUUGUUUUUUCAGUGAAUCAUUCUUUGUGGAGCCAUACGGGUACAAA
Messenger RNA from Pocillopora damicornis (cauliflower coral), 1620 nucleotides. Its product is annotated as TNF receptor-associated factor 5. Gene Ontology annotation, cellular component: plasma membrane signaling receptor complex. Gene Ontology annotation, biological process: signal transduction; regulation of apoptotic process; regulation of canonical NF-kappaB signal transduction. The record is from RefSeq and is a predicted model, not a curated record. NCBI's taxonomy places the organism in Eukaryota, Metazoa, Cnidaria, Anthozoa, Scleractinia, Pocilloporidae. Gene Ontology annotation, molecular function: zinc ion binding; ubiquitin protein ligase binding; tumor necrosis factor receptor binding.